GGUAUUAACAAUGUGGAGGAGUUGGAAAGGAUAGAGGCGGAGGAGCAGGCUUGCAUUGCUGCUGGAGUUCGUUCUGUAGUUGCAGAGAAAUCUGCUGUGAUUGCUGAAGAUCCUUCUUUUGAGGGUUUUAACUGGAAUUCUGUGGAUAUAGGGAAUGCAGUGGUAAAUUGGUCGGGUUUUCUGAAGAGUGAGAUUCCCAAAGCUUCUGGGUUUCGGUUUGGGGCGGAGCAAUCGUCUUAG
Molecule: messenger RNA, 240 nt
Organism: Cryphonectria parasitica EP155
Lineage: Eukaryota; Fungi; Ascomycota; Sordariomycetes; Diaporthales; Cryphonectriaceae
Exons: 1
Source: RefSeq, a predicted model, not a curated record